AUGCUUGUCGGCGAAUGGAUACCGCAGACACUCCUGGCAAUUGUCCUCCGAAAUGCGGUUCAAGUGCAGCAGGCGGCCGAGAUCCCACCGACGAGAGUCUUACAACCUCCGCGGGUCAAGGCCUCCGACCAGGCUCCUGACUCAUCGGCGGAUGCUCCAAGCGUGGGUAACGUGGAUUUGAGCGAGGUGCAAUGGCCUGAGGGCAUCAAAGAAAUUGACCUGCUGCUGCUCGACGAGGUGAUUGAAGGGAUGUUGUGGUGGGUCUGGAGUGCUUUUCAUUCUGCGCGCUCGGACUUCCCUACGUCCUUUUACUACUUCCCAUCGAAGACGUUGUGUGGCCACAAGGACUUGAGAGACUGUCUCUAUCUCCCUGGCUGCGAUCAGCCUAUCGACAACCUGUGGUGGGCGCCGGCGCUGAAAUCCUUGGAAUCUUCAACACCUUCGGAGGUUCGCCUGAUGGAAACCCCGAACACGAAUUUGCACGAGCCCCGCCUUGUGGGUGUCUUCGACUCCCCCUUCACUACUCUGCCAGCGAGCCUUGCGACUCUUUGGCUUGGCGACAGCUUCUGUCAGUCGCUUGAAGACGUUACUUGGCCGAGCGGGCUUGUCACUUUGGGGCUCGGUUCUACUCUUUCAGAGUUCGACAGCGUUUCGUGGUCCUCGAAUCUUCGAAACUUAUACUUGGUGGACGAGAUAGAAUGGGCAGAGUACCCUCCUGGCUGCAGGGUGAACGUCGUGAUGGAUUUCGACAUUGAGAGCGCUAUCCAUGUCGCGGCGGUUGAUUAUUACCAUGAUCUGGAGCAUUUGGACGAGUGUUGCAUCCAUACGGGCUCUUGGGAUAACGGGAAUGAGGACUACCUCGAGGUCCACGAGCAGCAAGAGGGCUACCAAAUAUUGUAAACACGAUGUAGCGUGCCUUGUCUACAGGCUUGAAUGUGGAAAAGGCGGUGGAGGGACCGUUAUGUCAGCAACUAGCAAUGAUUAUUCACGCGAAACGUGUUGUUGGUAGGAAGGCCCUUGAGUGCGCGGAGGUUCUUCAUUGGUAGGGCUAUGGGCUUGAUUUCGAUGCUGGAGCCUUCUGUCCUCUUGUUGAAUGGCGAUAGAAGGGCACCACGAUGCUGUAGUGUCGGGGGUGUACACUUUUAGGCAUAGAAGAGCUUGGCAUUCGCACGAUCACUUAUUAUGAAGAGUUGAGGGCGGGUAUUGCAACGUUGAUUAUUGGUGCCUGAUCUGCAAGUAGGGCAAAAUCUUUCACGUUCCCUACGGAUCUAUCUCCGGAUUGACGAGCCUGCUCCCCCAGGGUCCCAACUAGGCGGGAGACUGUGCUCUGCAGGAACAAUGAACAAGGCGGGUGUAGAGCUAGCAUCUGUGGUAAAAUUGAGGCCAGGGCAGCUUCUAGGACCAUGACAGCAUGGAUCGGACGGAAUCCCCAAAACCU
Messenger RNA from Ectocarpus sp. CCAP 1310/34, 1438 nucleotides. Lineage: Eukaryota; Phaeophyceae; Ectocarpales; Ectocarpaceae. The record is from the annotation of a GenBank genome assembly.